Molecule: messenger RNA, 3354 nt
Organism: Syngnathus typhle (broad-nosed pipefish)
Lineage: Eukaryota; Metazoa; Chordata; Actinopteri; Syngnathiformes; Syngnathidae
Gene: accs
Product: 1-aminocyclopropane-1-carboxylate synthase homolog (Arabidopsis)(non-functional)
Exons: 16
Coding region: 195-3113 (972 amino acids)
Biological process (GO): biosynthetic process; amino acid metabolic process
Molecular function (GO): transaminase activity; pyridoxal phosphate binding
Source: RefSeq, a predicted model, not a curated record
AGACCGGGACAGUUAUCCCGGAAUAAGAUAGCAUGCAUGUACAGCUGCCCCGGAUCUAGUUUUCCCGUAGCUGCGGCGUCCCCAUUUGACAAGCCUGUAUUAGAUCGUAGAUGUCUCGCUUUAGGAGAAGAAGGCUAGCACGUACUUUGAGGACGUGCACUUUUGAUAUACGAUAAUCUCCAGCGAGCGAAAGGAUGGACCCUCGUUGCAAGAGGCACGAGCGGGGCAGCAACUGGACCGACCAAGAGAUUGUGGAGCUGCUGCAGCUGUGGUCAGACGAGUCCAUUCAGAUAGAACUGGAAAGCUCAUUGCGCAACCAGCGUGUGUUUGACCGCAUCGCACUCAUUCUGCGUGAAAAGGGCAUGUACCGCACAGGUGAUCAGUGCAGAGAGAAGAUUAAAAAAAUGAAGUUGGAGUAUCGUCGUAUUAAAGAGAACCACAAACUGAGAUCUUGGAAAUUCUACGACGUGAUGGAUCGGGUUUUGGCAAACCGACCGGCGAUCACAUACUCCACUCAGGGUGGAACAUUUGUCGCGCAGCAAUUUUUUCAGAGUCCAGAUGGAAGUGACUCAUUUUUACAGGGGAAUUCUUCACUAGGCUCUUUUGGUCCAACUUCUUCGGGUGGGUUUCUGUUUGGUCAGCCCCCUAAAACUCAAAAUCCACUGGAUGUCAAAUGUGAGCAAGUGAAAGAAAUUCUCUCAAACGCUCAUGUAGCACGACCAGAUCUAUGUUACAGAUCAGGAGAUGAACAGGAAACAGAUGGACAAUCUUUUCUUGGAACAGAGGAUACACUCGAUCAAGGAGACAAUUCCGCUCAUUCAAGAAUUACCCCCUCAGAUUCAGCUGACCUGAACGUUGAUGCGUCUGCUUCCCAUUUAGGCACUGUUCCUGUGCCACAUGACGCAUCUAGGGAGGGCCUCCGUCCCCUGGCUGCCUUAAAACAGAGGAGACGUCGUAAGGCAAAGGCAGGGAAAAGCCCGUGUGGCCACGGAAAUGGAAAGUGUUGCAGCCAGGGGCCUCUUAACAAAGCUCUUGCCAGCGUCCUCAUGUGGCAGCGGUGUGCUGAAGAUCGCCUCCUCUCCUGGGAGGAAGCACGACUAGAGAAGGAGUUGCAAGCUGAUGAGCGCAGACAGCAGCAAGAAGAGAGAAGAAUGGAAAAGGAGCACCAGCAUGAGCUGCACCUGUUCAGCAUGCUUACGGGGGCGUUAACUGCCAUUAGGCAGGGUGCUGUGACCACACAAACAGUACCCACUAACAUCCCCGUUCCUCCGCUAGAUCAUCCGUCAGCUGUACUGGCGACAUCAACUGCUUCCUCUGCGCCAUCUCAAACAUAUACACAGACUCCCAUUGCACACUCUGUUUCCACUAAGGGGACAAUAAAGCCGGAGCCACAACCAUCAGGCAGGGCCUGCACAACAGCCGAGAGUGCUUUGGCAACUCCGAGAGGUGUCAAGUCUCCUGAGGCCAGCGUGUAUCUGUCCAAUCGUGGGAACAGUAUUCGACAGCAUCAAGGCAUCCUCCAGGAAGGCUUUGCUCAAUAUAGAGAAAACAAAUAUGACAUUGACAACCCUAAUGGUGUCAUCAAUAUGGGAACGAGCGAGAACAAGCUCUGCUACGAUCUUCUUCAUAAAAGGUUGACCCAAUCUGACAUGCUACAUGUUGACCCAGCACUGUUACAGUAUGGUGAUUGGAGGGGACAUGCAUUCCUGAGAGAAGUGGUCGCAGAGUUUCUAACUCACUACUGCUGUUCUCCAAAGCUAUUGAAAGCUGAAAAUGUUGUGGCGAUGAAUGGAUGUAGUGCUCUCUUUUCGUGCAUUGCAGCAGUCAUUUGUGACCCAAAAGAUGCCAUUCUAAUUCCAAGCCCUUUCUACGGUGUUAUUACUGAGGACCUGCAGUUGUACAGUGACGUCAAGUUGUUUCAUGUCCCACUCCAAUGUGAGGAUGGUAAUAAUGAUGGUCGACAUUUUCAUCUCACCGUGAGCAAACUGGAGGAAGCUAUAAAAAGGGCGAAGCAAGAGGGGGUUAUCAUUCGGGCUCUUAUACUAAUGAACCCGCACAAUCCUCUUGCUGAGAUCUACACCCCAAAGGAGAUGCUUUCCUUCUUGGAAUUUGCUAAAAGAAAUGAGAUCCAUGCCAUCAUAGAUGAAGUGUACAUGCUGACAGUGUUUGAUGAGUCAGUAACAUUUCACAGUGUCCUCAGUCUGGAAAGUUUGCCCGACCCACAGAGGACACAUAUAAUGUGGGGGCUGAGCAAGGACUUUGCAAUGGCUGGAAACAGAUUAGGGACUCUUUAUACUGAGAAUCAAGACAUUGUGGAGGCUUUGGCCCAAUUGGGCUCAUUCCAUGGUAUAUCUGGGAUAACUCAGCACCAGGUUGCACAACUUCUUCAGGACAGAGAUUGGAUAAGCAAGGAGUUUUUGCCUGAGAACCGACGCAGAUUGAAAGCUGCUCGCUGCUACCUGACAAAUGAGUUGCAGAAAAUGGAUAUUCAAUACCUGGACAGGCCUGCUGCUUUGUAUGUCUGGGCUGACUUCAGGAAGUUUCUCAGGGCCCCUUCAUUUGAGGAGGAGUUGCGGAUGUGGCGGUGCUUCCUCAAACACAACGUUGUAUUGAGCUGCGGGCAAGCCUUCUCCUGCUCCACACCUGGCUGGUUUCGCAUCGUAUUUGCCGACCAUCAGCACUACCUUCAACUUGGGUUGAAAAGAAUUGGAGAGGCCUUAAAAGAAAUCAAAGAAAGCAGUAUGGACAGGGAUUCCUUCAUUGUCAAAGAAGGCAGUGAGGAGAACAAGAGAUCAGUGAAAGAGGACAGUGGUACUUCAGACAAUGCCACAAUUGAAAAUUCAACAUCAUCCCCCCAGAGCAAGUCAUCAGACCAGCUAAAGAAAAAGGAGAGUUCUGUUCCUGACACAAACUGGCUCGCCCCUGAUGAGUUUGUCUUGCUGGACUGCCAAGCCUCUAAGCCUGUAGAGAGCCUGGACUCUCUGAUUGGUACACUCAAGCAUCAAAUCCGCUCUUCUGAUUGGUUGGAAAAGAACACGCCAGAGCGGUCUGCAGAGGAAGACCCAGAGAUUCUUGAUGUGUUCCAAAGCCUGUUGGCACGAGCCAGAAAGUGAAGUUACGGAUAAACAGGCAACGAUAUGGCUGCCAAUUUACAAUGGGCAGCACUGAAUAAUCCCUCUUGUGACUGACUUUAUGGCAAAACCAGUUAAUUUUCUGUUGGUUUUCUUCAUAUCUGUAAUCAAGAGUUUAAUGUUGAUGGGUGAUUAAUUUCACAUUCCAGUCCAUCUAUAAUCAAGAUAUUUAUAAGCUGAAUUAAAUGCCAAAUGUAAUUAAACCAAAACAACUCGCAACGUU